UGUGGUGUGUGUGAUUCCCUCGAGGCGGUGGAAUUUGGGUCCUUUGCUUCUCUUUCUGCACUGUCCGCUUGUCCCUCCUCCGUCCUUCAUCUCGAAGCGGGAAGCGGCUCUUCCUCCUCCCAGCUUCCAACCCGUCCCAGGCGGGCAGGUCUCAGCGUAGAUUCUGUGAUCACCUCAGAACAAAUUUCAUUGCCCUUUAUAGCGGCUACGGUGCUGGGGUGUCCGAGCCUCAGGGCUUUUUGUUGCUGUCCGGCCCGCAGCCCUCGAGCUGGGGCCUAGCCGGAGCACUGCACGGCCGCGGAGCGUGGGCUCCUAGCCAUUCUGUCGGCCCUGCUCUCGCUAGCCAGCUAUCUUUGUCUAUACCAGGUUUCUCCACAUUGCCCUCCCCCACGGAAUUUACUGAGCUUGAAAAGCCUUUAAGAACUUAAAACUAAAAGUAAUACAGAAGAGAACUGCCCUCCGUCCAAGCACCAGCCAGCUCCAUUAUGGCAACACGAAGCCCCAGCAUUGUGAUUAGUGAUGAUGAACCAGGUUAUGACCUAGAUUUAUUUUGUAUACCUAAUCAUUACGCUCAGGAUUUGGAAAAGGUGUUUAUUCCUCAUGGAUUAAUUAUGGACAGGACAGAACGGCUUGCACGAGAUGUGAUGAAGGAGAUGGGAAGCCAUCACAUUGUAGCCCUCUGUGUGCUCAAGGGGGGCUAUAAAUUCUUUGCUGACCUGCUGGAUUACAUUCAAGCAGUGAACAGAAACAGUGAUAGAUCCAUUCUUAUGACUGUAGACUUCAUCAGACUGAAAAGCUGUAAUGACCAGUCCACAAGGGAUAUAAAAGUAAUUGGUGGAGAUGAUCUCUCAACUUUAACUGGAAAGAAUGUCUUGAUUGUUGAAGAUAUAAUUGAAACAGGCAAAACAAUGCAAACCUUGCUUUCCUUGGUCCAGCAGUAUAAUCCAAAGAUGGUCAAGGUUGCAAGUUUGCUGGUGAAAAGGACUCCUCAAAGUAUUGGAUACAGACCAGAUUUUGUUGGAUUUGAAAUUCCAGACAAGUUUGUUGUAGGAUAUGCCCUUGACUAUAAUGAAUAUUUCAGGGAUUUGAAUCAUGUUUGUGUCAUUAGUGAAACUGGAGAAGCAAAAUACAAAGCCCAAGAUGAGAGUUCAAGUUGAAUUUGGAAACAUCUAGAGUCCCAUUGAAAUCACUAGUAAAAUGAUCAAAUGUUCUAGUUCUGUGGCCAGCUGCUUAGAGGGGCUUCUUGCCUGUACCUUCUAAGAAUUUUAUCUGUUUGGUAUGUUUGUUAGAAAUGUCAUUUGCUGCAUUCCUAAAGUCUUUACUUGCACUAUGAGCCUAUAGACUAUCAGUUCCCUUUGGGUGGAUUGUUGUUUCACUUGUGAAUGAAAACUCUCUUAAACCACACCACUGUUGAAUGAAAAUAUUGAAAUUGUAUUUGUAGGAAACAUUUAAAGAGAAGAUAUAUUAAUUUUUACUUGGCAUUUUAAUUUUUAUAUAUUCAGGAAAAGACAAGUGAUUGAAUAUUGUUAAUUAUGCCACUGUGUUUAGAAAAGUAAGAAGCAGUCAGUUUUUGUAUCAAUGACAGCAUUUAAGAGGUAUUGUUUUGUUGGAUAAACCAUGUGUCCUUGAAUUAUUUUGGUGUUUCAGUAUUUUUCUGCUUGUUCAGAUUAUUUCUGGUGAAUCUUUGUCAACAGUUUAAAUACAAAUCAAUAAAUUCCAAAAUACUUAAAAAAAUAAAAGUAAUACAA
Molecule: messenger RNA, 1748 nt
Organism: Zalophus californianus (California sea lion)
Lineage: Eukaryota; Metazoa; Chordata; Mammalia; Carnivora; Otariidae
Product: hypoxanthine-guanine phosphoribosyltransferase-like
Exons: 2
Coding region: 486-1157 (223 amino acids)
Biological process (GO): guanine salvage; hypoxanthine metabolic process; IMP salvage
Molecular function (GO): magnesium ion binding; hypoxanthine phosphoribosyltransferase activity
Source: RefSeq, a predicted model, not a curated record